CUGACGACAAACGCGAGAUCGUCUUUUUUUCUUUUAAAUUAUUUUACUAUAACUCUCAUAUCAAUUCUUAGAUCCUUUAUAUGUAGUGAAAUCUAUUCGGAAGUUUAUUUCCCAAUUUUACUUUAUGUUGAUGUGAAGUGUAUUAUUGUUGUCAAAUUUAGGUCAUUUAAGUGAUUUAGUUUUUUGUAUGUUUUGAGGUUAGGAUUUUAAAGGAGAAUCGUUUGUAUUCGUUAGAAUGAGCAAUAAUGGUUGGCAUGUUUAUUUAAAUGCGUAAUUGCAGAAAUUAGGAGAUUACACAUUUUUAAACUAGACAUAUAAAUGUCCACAGGAUAAAUUUAGGUAGCUAUCAGGUUAUUUAAUAUAAUCUAAUUUAACAAACAAACAGAAAGAGUGCCUCUGACAGGAAGUGCUGUAAACUCCAAAAAUUUGAAUGGUUCAAUUUCCCGCGUUGUUGGCCGAGUGCUCUUAUUGGUUAUUGACCAAACCGACAUUCCUAAAGAUUUGCAAGGCACGAACUCGGCUGAAAUGCAUUCUGGUAACUGCCAAGUAUCAUCUAAAAAGCUGGCAUUUCUGAGAUUCAAUCUAAAGUAGAUUUUACUGAUUUGCAAAAGCACCGAGAGAAAUAUUUCGCCAAGGAUUUCAUCUCCCAGGAUACUAUUAUGUGAGUAAUAUUCCAGCGAGGAUAAAUGGUGGGUUCUUAUCUGUAAUCAGAAAGAGCAUUUCACGUGUAAAAAUUAUAUAGAUGAAAAACCAAUCAAUAUUCCUUCAUAACUUACGAUAUAUUGCACUGGCAAAUGCAGGCACCUUCGAGUUAAACAGUUUCAGAUUUUUUAUCAGAUUGAGGAAAGCUAAGUCUCUCCAGAAGGAGCCUUCACUUUCUGCGCGCCUAUCUUCAUUGAUAAAAGUAUCCAGUAUCUCUAGUGUUUUGUGCGAGUUGCAAUGCCGGUCUGCACUUUAAAAUAAUAAAUUUACCCUUCGAAGCAUCAGUUCCUAAUUCGAUGUUCUGCGAGGCCGAUUAAAAAUCUCAGCGUCACAUAAUAUAAUUAUUGAUUAUAUUUGAUAUUUGUAAGACAAAAAAGGAGAAUAAAAACAACAAUGGCUACUAUUUUGCCCAGUGUGAACGAUGUGCGUGUGGAGGCUUUGCAAAAUUUCACGGAGGAGUUUGGAGAGAAUGCCAAUAUUUGCGUCUGCGCUCCUGGACGCGUUAAUUUAAUAGGCGAACAUACGGAUUAUAAUGAUGGAUUUGUUUUGCCGAUGGCAUUACCUAUGGUGACUGUAAUUGCUGGAAAAGCAAAUCAGAGCAGUAUAUGCAAAAUUGUUUCAUUGAGCGAUGCAGUUGGCACUAGAAAUUUAGUAGAAUUCGACAUCAGCAACAGACGUGCCUUAAAACCUGGAGAACCCAAAUGGGCAAAUUAUGUCAAAGGCUGCGUUGCAAAAUUUUCUUAUGAUGGACUGGUACCCGGUUUUAAUGCCGUUAUUCUUUCAACCGUGCCAGUCGGUGCUGGAUUGAGUAGUUCAGCAGCUCUAGAAGUUGCGACUUAUACAUUUUUAGAAGCCAUGACUGGUUUUGUAUCAGAGAGAUUGGAAGAUAAGGCUCUCGUCUGCCAAAGUGUAGAACACCAAUUCGCCGGGGUGCCUUGUGGAAUCAUGGACCAGUUUAUUUCCGUCAUGGGGAAAGAAGGUCAUGCCCUUUUAUUAGACUGUAGAGAUCUUGCCACAAAACAAAUUCCGAUGGAACAUCUCGAUGACAAUCUUUUCCUGAUAAUUAAUUCAAAUGCUCCUCAUAAAUUAAGUUCCAGUGCUUAUUGUGAACGCAGAGACAGCUGUUUUGAGGCUGCCAAGUUGUUAAAUAAGAAGAGUCUUAGAGAUGCGACUUUGGAAGACCUGGAAGUCCUCAAGACUCGACAUUGUCCUCAAAUUACAAUAAAAAGAGCACGCCAUGUGAUCACAGAGAUCCAGAGAACUUUGGAAGCUACAGCUGCUCUCGAAAGUGGAAAUUUGCUCAAAUUUGGAACGCUAAUGAAUGAGAGUCACGAUUCCUUAAGAGAAGAUUAUGAAGUUUCUUCUCAGGAACUUGAUACUCUUGUUUCUGCAGCGAGAGAAGUCGAUGGCGUCGUUGGAAGUCGUUUAACAGGUGCCGGAUUUGGUGGUUGUACUGUGACUCUUUUGAGAAAAGAUGCCGUUGAAACAGCGAUCAAGCACAUUAAAAAAACGUACAAAGGAAAUGCUACUUUCUACAUAGCGAAGCCAACCAAUGGUGCCAGACAACUGGAAAUAAAAUAAGUCUUCCUUAGUCGAAAAAAAAACUUUAGUUUUUAAGAAUGAACACCA
This is a messenger RNA of Belonocnema kinseyi, 2331 nucleotides long. Its product is annotated as galactokinase-like. Gene Ontology annotation, molecular function: ATP binding; galactokinase activity. Gene Ontology annotation, cellular component: cytoplasm; cytosol. The coding region runs from base 1096 to 2283 and encodes 395 amino acids. Gene Ontology annotation, biological process: carbohydrate phosphorylation; galactose metabolic process. The transcript has 8 exons. NCBI's taxonomy places the organism in Eukaryota, Metazoa, Arthropoda, Insecta, Hymenoptera, Cynipidae. The record is from RefSeq and is a predicted model, not a curated record.